This is a messenger RNA of Hydractinia symbiolongicarpus, 1727 nucleotides long. RefSeq names its product GDP-L-fucose synthase-like. Bases 51 to 1001 code for a protein of 316 amino acids. Gene Ontology annotation, molecular function: GDP-L-fucose synthase activity. The record is from RefSeq and is a predicted model, not a curated record. The transcript is spliced from 10 exons. NCBI's taxonomy places the organism in Eukaryota, Metazoa, Cnidaria, Hydrozoa, Anthoathecata, Hydractiniidae. Gene Ontology annotation, biological process: nucleotide-sugar biosynthetic process.
GUACAUAUUAUUCUGUGUGUUGUUUUUAGAAAUAAGUAAUAAUCGAAAAAAUGGCUACAUUAAAAAUACUUGUUACAGGUGGUACAGGAUUAGUUGGAAAAGCUAUCCAACAAAUAUCAGAACAGGACAACUUGCCAAAUGAAGAAUUUGUUUUUUUAUCAUCAAAGGAUGGGAAUCUAACAAAACUUGAAGAAGUUGAAGCCAUUUUUGAGAAGCACAAACCGACACAUGUUAUUCAUCUGGCUGCUUUGGUGGGAGGUUUAUUCAAAAAUUUAAGAGCAAAUUUAGAUUUUUUUCGACAGAACAUGCAGAUAAAUGAUAAUAUACUGGCAUGUUGUCAUAAGUACAAUGUUAAAAAGUGUGUGUCAUGUUUAUCGACAUGUAUCUUUCCAGACAAGACCACAUACCCAAUUGAUGAAACUAUGGUUCAUAAUGGUGCACCACAUGAGUCCAACUUUGGUUAUUCCUAUGCAAAACGAAUGAUUGAUGUUCUUAACAAAGGAUAUAAAGAACAACAUGGUUGCAACUUUACUAGUGUUAUACCUUGCAAUGUCUUUGGUCCAAAUGAUAACUUUAAUAUUGAAGACGGACACGUUCUGCCAGGACUUAUCCAUAAAGUGUAUCUAGCGAAAAAAAAUGGUUCACCUUUAACAAUUUGGGGCACUGGGAAGCCAUUGAGACAAUUCAUAUAUUCCUUGGACCUAGCAAGAUUGUUUCUAUUAGUUUUACGAGAGUAUGAUGAUUGUUCUCCAAUCAUAUUAUCAGUUGAUGAGAAAGAUGAAGUUUCUAUUAAACAAGCUGCAGAAAUGAUUGUUGAGGCAAUGGAAUUUAAAAAUGGAGUCCAGUAUGAUACCACUCGUGCUGAUGGACAAUACAAGAAAACAGCAAGUAAUGAAAAACUGAGAAAACUUUGGCCUGACUUUAAAUUUACACCUAUGAAACAAGCUAUGAAAGAGUCAUGUGAUUGGUUUGUAAAAAAUUAUGAAAUUGCACGAAAAUAAUAAAGAGGAAAUCACAUGUCACAAGAAUACCAAGUUUUUACAUUACAGAUUUUAUUAGGAAAUUAAACGAAUUUUAAGUCUGUGUUGGGUUAUGUAUUGUAUCUUAUAUUUAUUUAUUAAUAGCUGUUUUAUACUGAGAUUACUUUAACAGCUGAAGUGACAAAGUUUCAAAAAGUAACCAGUCCAAAAACCUUUAUUUUACUAGACCAUCGAAACUGCAUCUUUAUUUUCUUAAAACAGGUUCUCACUCGACCAAGUAUGCUUGUAAAAAUGCAGACUUUAUAAGACUGUACGACUUGUUGUAAAAACAACAUAAAUAUGCUACAUAAAGAUAAAUAACAGUUUCAACACAUAUGGACAGAAGAAGAGUUUUAAAAUAGGGCAAUGAAUAAAGAAGUCUACAAAAUUCAAAGAAAUCUGUAACAUUAUAAAUUUAAAGUUUAAACAUUUUCCUAGAAUUUUGCACAGAGAUUCUUUAAAUAUUCACUUAAGAAGUCUGAUAUAUUCUUAGGUAAUCUCAUUCAAAAAACAGCUAAUAUUUAACAGUUCUAUAUGUUUUUAAAAUGAUGAAUAUUUUUCGUAAAUAUAUGACGAUUUACAAACCAGAUGGUUUGUGGGUUUUAAUAAGAUUUGUCAUGCUUCAAUUUUGUUAUCUAUUAUUUGUCUAGUUGGUUUUUGUACGGUAGCUACCUAAUAUUUUUGUAACUAAAUAUUGCAUUACAACUA